UGAGUUGGCCUGGUUGGGCAAGGCCAGGGUUGCCCCAGGGUAGGUUACUCAUCCCAGGCUCAGGUAAGAGGGCCCCGGUUGGGAGGCGGCACACCCAGGGGGGACGACGAGGGAGCAGGACGCAGCCAUGGACGCUGCCAGGAGAGGAGAUACACAGACUAGGACCUGGACCACCGGAUGGCUGUUGUUGCUGCCUCUGCUGCUUCGCGAAGGAGCGCAGGCCCUGGAGUGCUACAGCUGCGUUCAGAAAGCGGACGACGGAUGCUCUCCGCAUAAGAUGAAGACGGUGAAGUGUGGCCCGGGCGUGGAAGUCUGUACCGAGGCCGUUGGAGCGGUGGAGACCAUCCACGGGCAAUUCUCUGUAGCAGUGCGAGGCUGUGGUUCGGGACUCCCGGGCAAGAACGACCGCGGACUGGACCUUCACGGGCUCCUGGCCUUCAUCCAGCUGCAACAGUGCACCCAGGACCGGUGCAACGACAAGCUGAACCUCACUUCGCGAGGGCUCGACCCCGCAGGUAAUGAGAGUGCCUACCAGCCCAAUGGCGCCGAGUGCUACAGCUGCGUGGGGCUGAGCCCCGAGAAGUGCCAGGGCACAGCGCCGCCGGUCGUGAGCUGCUACAACGCCAGUGACCGCGUCUACAAGGGCUGCUUCGAUGGCAACGUCACCCUGACGGCUGCGAAUGUGACUGUGUCUUUACCUGUGCGAGGCUGCGUCCAGGACGAAUCCUGCACCCGGGAUGGAGUGACAGGUCCGGGAUUUACGCUCAGCGGCUCUUGCUGUCAAGGGUCCCGUUGUAACUCAGAUCUCCGAAACAAGACCUACUUCUCCUCUCGAAUCCCACCCCUUGUCCUGCUGCCCCCUCCAACCACUUCAGCCCCAUCCACCCAGGCCCCAACCAUGUCCAGCACCACCUCCACCCCAGCCCCAACUACCUCCACCUUUACCACCAAACCCACCUCAGCCCCAGACAGCCAUAGUUCUCAUGAAGUAGAACAUGAAGCUGCCCAUGAAGAUGAGUCCAGGCUGGGAGGUGCUGCUGGCCAUCAGGAUCGCAGUAAUAUGGGGCAGUACCCCACAAAAGGUGGGGCCCAGGUUCCUGGUAGCAAAGGGUCUGCAGCUUCCAGGGCUGGCUUGACUGCUCUUUUGUUGACUGUGGCUGCUGGUGUCCUGCUGUGAGUUUUCCAUCUGGAAAUGUCCAUCUUACCUUACUCCCCUGGCCCCCCAGGUACCAAGUCUUUCUGUUUCUCCCAUUCCUUAUCAGUGGACUGGGCUGGCCCAGUCCUCAUCCUCCAGUAUCCCUCAGUUCACUGCACUGGUUUGCAGGUCUGGAAAUAAACUUCCUGUUGUAAAUACACUGCUGGGGUAGCCUGACUUUUUGAGGCAGCAACUGCACCCCCAUCUUAUGGUGACCAGGACAGAGGGAAGAGAAGUCUGCUGGUCUAGGGAGAGUGGGACAGCCUAUGAGAAGCUUCCCGACAUGUUCUCCUGACCAGGCAGGUGGACAAUGGCUUCAUCCUUUGAGUGCUGCCCCUGUCCUGCCAUUGGUUUGGGAAUCUUGUCUCCUGCCUUCCUUACUAGACUGUGAGCUCCUCUGGGGCAGGGGCAGCCUUUGGCCUUUCACUGUUUUCUGGCACAGAAAGGCUUCAAUAAAGAUUUAGUUACUUU
Molecule: messenger RNA, 1666 nt
Organism: Nannospalax galili (Upper Galilee mountains blind mole rat)
Lineage: Eukaryota; Metazoa; Chordata; Mammalia; Rodentia; Spalacidae
Gene: Lypd3
Product: LY6/PLAUR domain containing 3
Exons: 5
Coding region: 128-1177 (349 amino acids)
Cellular component (GO): plasma membrane
Source: RefSeq, a predicted model, not a curated record